CCCCCCAAGCAUGUUACUGACCAGGUCAUAGCCCAGAUCUGCACUUCUCAGCGGCUUGGGGGAAGUCUUUCCUUCCUCACCUCUCUCCCCAAGUUGCAGCAGCAACACCUUCUACUGACUUGAUCAAAAAUGACUGUCAAGGCUGCAAGAAUGUCAUGCAUCACUCCAAAUAUUUAUGCUAAAGUGCCUGAUGGAGGAUGGGGCUGGAUUGUGGCAUUUGCUUUCUUCUUUAUAGAAGCCCUGACAUAUGGCAUCAUCAAGUCUUUCGGAGUCUUCUUUACAGACCUGGUAGAAAGCUUUGAUGAAACAAAUAGCAGGAUAUCAUGGAUAAUCUCGAUAUGUGUAUUUGUGCUAACUUUCACAGCUCCCCUCUCUACAGUCCUGUCUAAUCGCUUUGGUCACCGUAUGAUUGUGAUGCUUGGAGGAGUACUGAUCAGUACUGGAAUGGUUGCAGGCUCCUUUGCACGCACAGUUGUUGAAAUGUAUCUCUCAAUUGGGAUAGUUUCAGGCUUUGGAUACUGCCUUGCCUUUCUUCCAACCGUCACUAUUCUGUCACAGUACUUUGACAAAAAACGUUCAUUAGUCACUGCAGUGGCUUCUACAGGAGAAUGUUUUGCUGUCUUCUCUUUUGCACCAGCUAUCACCGCUUUCAAAGAACACUUUGGUUGGAGAAAUGCCCUUCUAUUCGUUGGUUUACUGCAGCUUGGAAUCAUUGCUUGUGGAUCACUGCUGCGACCCAUCAUAGUCAAAACACAGGAAGAAGUGAAAGUAUCACCAGCUGAAGAGCAGAGAGAGACCAAGUACAUGCUUGAAAAUGAGCAGACACGCACCUCAAUAGAUUCCAUUGACUCAGGAGUUGAAGUAACUACCUCACCUAGUAACAAACACAGAGAUGCCAGGUUAGAACUGAAAAGCGAAGAAGAACCAAAGGAAAUUACAAAGGUGCUCAUAGAAGCUAGCAGCAUCCCUAACAAGGAACCAAAAAUUCAACUCCUGGACUUCUCUGUGAUGAAAGAUUAUAGCUUUAUUUGCUAUGCACUGUUUGGUUUAUUUGCCACUCUGGGAUUCUUUGCUCCUUCCCUAUAUAUAAUUCCUCUCAGUAUGAGCCUUGGUAUUGACAAAGAUCGCUCUGCAUAUAUACUGUCAGCAAUGGCAAUCGCUGAAGUCUUUGGCAGAAUCAGUGCUGGCUGGGUCCUCAACAGAAAGCCUAUCCGAAAAAUUUACAUUGAACUCAUCUGUGUCAUUCUGCUGGAUCUUGCCCUCUUUGCUUUCCCUUUUGCUUAUGAAUUUUGGGGGCUAAUGAUGUGUAGCAUCUUCUUUGGGUUCAUGCUUGGAACUGUGGCAGGCACGCACAUUCCUAUGUUGGCCGAAGAUGAUGUGGUUGGCAUCGAGAAGAUGUCUUCUGCUGCAGGGGUUUACAUAUUUGUUCAAAGCUUGUCAGGAUUGGCUGGACCACCUCUUGCAGGUAUGCUAGUGGAUACCACAAAGAACUACAGAUCUGCAUUCUACUCCUGUGCUGCUGGCAUGCUGCUGGCUGCUGUGUUCCUUUCUUUGGUAAGGCCUUGCAAGAAAGUGCUGUGUCAAAGUAGGAAACAACCAGCAGAUGAGACUGUUUCAGAACCUCUACAUGAUAUACCAGAUGACUUUAUAGAAGCUGACCUUGGAAAAAGUGAGGAUUCUGUAAGAGGCUGUGACAGCAUGGCUUGAGUAGAAAAUACGUG
Messenger RNA from Euleptes europaea (tarantolino), 1721 nucleotides. RefSeq names its product solute carrier family 16 member 6 (gene SLC16A6). Gene Ontology annotation, biological process: monocarboxylic acid transport; transmembrane transport. The record is from RefSeq and is a predicted model, not a curated record. The transcript has 6 exons. NCBI's taxonomy places the organism in Eukaryota, Metazoa, Chordata, Lepidosauria, Squamata, Sphaerodactylidae. Gene Ontology annotation, molecular function: monocarboxylic acid transmembrane transporter activity. The coding region runs from base 130 to 1707 and encodes 525 amino acids.